Molecule: messenger RNA, 471 nt
Organism: Menidia menidia (Atlantic silverside)
Lineage: Eukaryota; Metazoa; Chordata; Actinopteri; Atheriniformes; Atherinopsidae
Source: the annotation of a GenBank genome assembly
AUGGUGGAAUUUUUUGAUCAAACCAGGAAGAUGGCGCGGCUGCUGAAGUACCUCCAGUUCAGGGACUACAAAUCCAAGCUGCUCAAGUCGUUGGAGGACGAGGAUCCUCAGACCGGAGAGCUGCUCUCAUUGGCCGAGCGGCCGGAGCUCGACCCAAUCAAGCAGGAGAGGCUGGAGCGGAUAGAGCGCCGGACGCAGAAUAUGGACCAGUCUCAGUACGCCGAGUUCUGCGAGAGCCGGCAGCUCAGCUUCGCGAAGAAAGCCUCCAAGUUCCGGGACUGGCUGGACUGCAGCAGCCUGGAGCUGAAACCCAACAGCGUCGCCAUGGAGAUCCUGUCCUACCUGGCCUACGAAACGGUCGCCCAGAUUGUGGAUUUGUCCCUGCUCAUAAAGCAGGAAAUGGCAGCUAAGACGGAUCCGGUCAGUCAUGUGAUCUCUGCCAGCUACCUCCACUACAGCACACACACCGAG